AUGCGUGAGAUCGUCCACAUCCAGGCAGGCCAGUGCGGCAACCAGAUCGGCGCGAAGUUCUGGGAGGUCAUCUCCGACGAGCACGGCGUCGACCCGAGCGGCGAGUACCGCGGGGACUCGGAGCUCCAGAUCGAGAGGAUCAACGUCUACUUCAACGAGGCGGCGGGCGGCAGGUACGUCCCCCGCGCCAUCCUCGUGGACCUCGAGCCGGGCACGAUGGACUCUGUCCGCGCAGGCCCCUUCGGGCAGAUCUUCCGCCCCGACAACUUCGUCUUCGGCCAGUCCGGCGCCGGGAACAACUGGGCGAAGGGCCACUACACGGAGGGCGCCGAGCUCGUCGACGCCGUCCUCGACGUCGUCCGCAAGGAGUCCGAGGCGUGCGACUGCCUCCAGGGCUUCCAGAUCUGCCACUCCCUGGGGGGCGGCACGGGCGCCGGGAUGGGCACGCUCCUCAUCGCGAAGAUCCGCGAGGAGUACCCCGACCGCAUGAUGUGCACGUUCUCCGUCGUCCCGUCCCCGAAGGUCUCGGACACGGUCGUUGAGCCGUACAACGCGACCCUCUCGGUCCACCAGCUCGUCGAGCACGCCGACGAGGUCUUCUGCAUCGACAACGAGGCCCUCUACGACAUCUGCUUCCGCACGCUCAAGCUCACGUGCCCCACCUACGGAGACCUCAACCACCUCGUCUCGCUCGUCAUGUCCGGCUGCACGAGCUGCCUCCGCUUCCCCGGCCAGCUCAACGCCGACCUCCGCAAGCUCGCGGUCAACCUGAUCCCGUUCCCGCGCCUCCACUUCUUCCUCGUCGGCUUCGCGCCCCUGACGAGCCGCGGCUCCCAGAUCUACCGCGCCCUCACGGUCCCCGAGCUCGUCUCCCAGAUGUUCGACAACAAGAACAUGAUGGCCGCGUCCGACCCGCGCCACGGCCGCUACCUGACCGCCGCCGCCAUGUUCCGCGGGCGCAUGUCCACGAAGGAGGUCGACGAGCAGAUGCUCAACAUCCAGAACAAGAACUCCUCGUACUUCGUCGAGUGGAUCCCGAACAACAUGAAGGUCAGCGUCUGCGACAUCCCGCCGCGCGGGCUCAAGAUGGCCGCGACCUUCAUCGGAAACUCCACGUGCAUCCAGGAGCUCUUCAAGCGCGUCGGCGAGCAGUUCACGGCGAUGUUCCGCCGCAAGGCCUUCCUCCACUGGUACACGGGCGAGGGGAUGGACGAGAUGGAGUUCACAGAGGCCGAGUCGAACAUGAACGACCUCGUCUCCGAGUACCAGCAGUACCAGGAGGCCGGCGUCGACGAGGGCGAGGAGUUCGAGGAGGAGGAGGACUUCGGCGACGAGUACGCUUGA
Giardia duodenalis is the source of this 1344-nucleotide messenger RNA. RefSeq names its product Beta-tubulin 1. Gene Ontology annotation, biological process: mitotic cell cycle; microtubule cytoskeleton organization. Gene Ontology annotation, cellular component: microtubule; cytoplasm. NCBI's taxonomy places the organism in Eukaryota, Fornicata, Diplomonadida, Hexamitidae. The coding region runs from base 1 to 1344 and encodes 447 amino acids. The transcript has a single exon. The record is from RefSeq and is a predicted model, not a curated record. Gene Ontology annotation, molecular function: GTPase activity; GTP binding; structural constituent of cytoskeleton.